Messenger RNA from Sodiomyces alkalinus F11, 909 nucleotides. RefSeq lists its product as hypothetical. The transcript is spliced from 10 exons. Bases 1 to 789 code for a protein of 262 amino acids. NCBI's taxonomy places the organism in Eukaryota, Fungi, Ascomycota, Sordariomycetes, Glomerellales, Plectosphaerellaceae. The record is from RefSeq and is a predicted model, not a curated record.
AUGUUCGCCGCCGACGGCCGGCCCACGCUGCUGGGUGUCCACUACAACGACCGACUUUCGAAGACGGACGCCCCCGGGCGAGCACUGGAAACCCCUGAUGCCGGCAAGUUGGUAACGAAUCCGACGACGUCCACACAAAAAAAAUCUGAACUGGUCAACGUCGAGCCACAUCGCAUCGCAUCGCAUCGCAUCACUCACCUGGGCGGACCUGGGCGGUGCGAUGACAUGACCUGCAUUGCUUGCCCCUCUGCGGCGUCACGAUGCAACCGAUCCGGGACGAGGGGACAGGACGGGCGCUUAGCCUUUAGGCUGCGAUAUCAUCACCAUAUUAACUACCACCCGCUAUCCCUCCGUCGGCCUCCCCCCCCCUUUCGACUCCUUGAACCUCGCAGGAAGAAAGAAUCGCAAAGAGUCAUAUCUCCCUGGCAUAUGCUCCCGAGACUGAGACCGAGGCCCGAAAGCAAGGGCAACGACAACAACACCCCCUCCACUCUCCGCCUUUUAGUAGACCCGUUGGCGCAACCACCUCGUGACACCCUGGUUGUCUGGCUGGCCCAAGAGACUCCGGACAAGGUCAUUGCGAUAGGACUCCAUUGCGAUAUGUCAGUCGAGAGACACCUCCUCCAUCAUGCACUGCACAUUCACCCCGCAAAAGAUGGAGGGGGCGGAAAGCUCGUGCAUAACCCCUCAAGACACUCUCCACUCUCCCCCUUGACUGCUAUCUUACCUACCCUCGUAGUUGGCUCCGUCGUCAUGGGGCAACUGGCGUGGCUUGUGGAGAAGGAUUGAGACUAGCACAGCACUAGAGCCGCUGUUCUUUUCGUGUUCUCUGUUCUCUGUUGACUCUGUUCUGGUAUCGUGUCUUGUGCCUUGGGCGACUGGGUCUUGGAGGCAAGUGUCUCGCAACCC